UUUCUUGUAUGAACGCCCAACCGAGGGUCACGAUAAAACGCUGGAAGUACGCGAGAAUCUAAGCGGGCACUAAGCUUGCGCGCUGACGACUCUGUUGCGACACUGUCAGUAGACGGAAUAGCAGACACACGAAAGCAGCAGCAAAACCGAGCAUGUGGCGCUGAAUAUCUAAUAAUUUGGUGUAUUAAUCAGACAAAAAGACAGCUGUGAAGAACGUCGACUAUAGACUACGUGUUAUUAUUUCAUUCUCAAGAUGAGUUUGAGUCAGACUGAUAGAGUUGAUGGUGGCACAGGCGGCCUCAACAUAGGCAGCAGCAGUGGUGCCCAGCGGAUCCAGCAGUGCGUUCAUCCUCCCAGCAGCCGGACCAGAGAUGCACGAUACCAGCAGUAUCACAGCAGACAUCAUGGAGGUUCGGUGGUGAAUAAGCCAGCGCAUUCCGAACCUGCGGAUGCUGUGCGACGCGCGCUCGACUUCAAGACCCAAGGCACUCAGUGUUACAAGGAUAAGAAGUAUCGGGAGGCGAUUGGCAAAUACCAUCGCGCAUUAUUAGAGAUGAAAGGUGUGUGUAGGGUACUGGGAGACCCCGAUGCCAGCUCUAAAUCGCCCUCACCAGUUCUCCUGACUAUCAGCAAAUCCACCCUGACAGACGAGCAGAAAGGCGCGAUGGAGAAUGCCGAGCUGGAGUGUUACAACAGUCUGGCAGCCUGCCUGUUGCAAAUGGAGCUGGUGAACUAUGAGCGUGUGAAGGAGUACUGUCUUAAGGUGCUGUGUAAGGAGGGGGAGAACUUCAAAGCCCUGUACCGCUCCGGUGUGGCCUACUACCACCUGGGAGACUUUCACAAGGCGCUCCACUACCUCAACGAGUCACACAAGCAGCAGCCCUCAGACACCAAUGUCAUCCGCUACAUCCAGCUGACCGAGAUGAAGAUCCGUCGGAACGCUCAGAGGGAGAAGAAAGAGGCCACUUAAAACUCUCCCUGUCUCCAGACUGCUGCGGCCUGCCUUCCACCUCCCCCAGUUCCUGCUCCAGACCCUCUUCCCGACUCCUCAGAAGCCUGCUGGUAGAGGCUGGCUGCUUCAGCCUCGCACCGUCACGUUCACCCAUCUCGUCGCCAGUCAUGUGAUUUCCCAGUGUACACGUAUGCUUCUGAAGGUCAUCCAUGUAAAAGCUGUUUAGUUUUUUUUACAAAACAUACAAACAUAUACGUGUUGGUGCUGUCAGACCCUUACGAGUAUUUUUGAUGAAAAUACCAUUACAGUGUUGUUCAGUGUGGUGUGAGAUGGCUUUGCACUGCCAGUCAAAACAUUGCACAGGCCAGCAGUGAUGGAGACAUGAGUUGAUGAAGCAUGUGUCUGUGCGACUGUAACUGGCUGGGUUAGCUUCUACCCUCGCACAAGAUGUCUUUGUAACAGCAUGGAAUCACUGUUAGACGACCUCACACUCGCCUAGUGUUAUAUAAGGUGUGUUGAACACAAUUGAGAGUAUAUAAAUUACAAACCCAAGCACAUGUUUACGUUUUACAUAGUCUGUUAUAACGUCCAAAAGGAGAAUAUAACAAAGAUGUAAAUACCUUUUAAAAUGGUAAGAUAACUGAUUUUAUUGUGAAAUAGCCUGUCUUCUUUAUGAAUGCUAACAGGGGCAUGUCAUCCAGAGUCUUUGCAUAAACUGUGUUAACUGUAAGUAUAUGUGUAAUAAACGUGUCAAGUGAUUGAAAGGGACAUCUU
Molecule: messenger RNA, 1726 nt
Organism: Osmerus eperlanus (European smelt)
Lineage: Eukaryota; Metazoa; Chordata; Actinopteri; Osmeriformes; Osmeridae
Product: tetratricopeptide repeat protein 9A
Exons: 3
Coding region: 254-970 (238 amino acids)
Molecular function (GO): protein binding
Source: RefSeq, a predicted model, not a curated record